AGCUUGGAAGGCUGUGCCAUGUCCUUCCGGAGCCUCGUCCAUCUCUCCCUGGACAGUCCUGCUCAUGCCAUUUGUGUGGUGGGCAUGGAAAUCUGCUUAGAUCUCAGUGGGUGUGCCCCGCCCAGCUGUGAGUCCUUCACCAUCAGUGGCUCUCUGGGCGUUCUGGUCGACAUCCACAAUACAGUCCCAGGAAAGGCCAAGGAGGAGGCUGCCAUGGCCCGGUGGCCCCUGUCUCAUCCCGUGGAUGUGCUGGUAAAGAUGACAUCCCCCAGCUCUGCCAUCAAUGAGGAAAAGAUUUUGGUCUCCUACUACCAGUGCAAUGAGAAAGUGCCCGUGGCCACGGCUCUGCUCUACCUGACUGGCAUUGAGAUCUCCCUGGACGUGGAUAUCUACCGCAGCGGGCACGUCGAGAUGGCAAGUGACAAACAGGCCAAGAAAAACUGGGUCUGGGGCCCCAGUGGCUGGGGUGCCAUUCUGCUUGUGAACUGUAGCCCUGCUGACAUGGGCCAGCUCGUGGACAAGAAGAGCGGGAACGUGCUCUUUAUGGAGGAAAUAAAGGGUCUGUCCCAGAUGACACUGAAAGUUGAGGGGCCCAGCUGCGUUUUAAAGAAAUACCGGCUGGUUCUCCACACCUCCAAGGAAGAGUCGGAGAAGGCGAGAGUCUACCGGCCAAAAAAAGACAGCUCCAGCUCCUUCGAGCUGGUGCUGGGGCCUGACUGGCACACCUAUACGUUUGCCCCCCUCGAAAAGAACUUGAUGGAAACUUUCUACAUUGAAGCCGUGGAGUUCCCAUCCGCCAGCUUCUCGGGCUUGAUUUCCUACUCGGUCUCCCUGGUGGAAGAGUCUCAAGACCUGUUAAUUCCAGAGACCCUGCUGUACAAAGACACGGUGGUGUUCCGGGUAGCUCCUUGCAUUUUCAUUCCCACCACUCAGAUGCCGCUAGAGGUUUACCUGUGCAGAGAGCUGCAGGUCCAGGGGUUUGUGAACACGGUGACGUUGCUGAGUGAGAGGAGUAACAGCCAGGUGGCAUCCGUCUACGAGGACCCCAACCGCCUGGGCAGGUGGCUCCAGGAUGAAAUGGCCUUCUGUUACACCCAGGCUCCCCACAAGACUGUUUCCCUGGUCCUCGACACCCCUCGGGCCCUCAAGCUUGAAGAUUUCCCCAUGAAAUAUUCACUGAGCCCGGGGAUUGGCUACAUAAUCCAGCGCACCAAGGACCAUAGGGUGGCCAGCAUGGAUUCCAUUGGGAACCUGAUGGUGUCCCCACCUGUCAAGGUCGAAGGGAAAGAGUACCCCCUAGGCAGGAUCCUCAUUGGCGGCAGUUUUUACCCCAGCAAGGAGGGCCGGGACAUGAGUAAGGCCCUCCGGGAUUUCCUCUAUGCCCAGCAAGUCCAAGCGCCGGUGGAACUCUUCUCCGACUGGCUGAUGGCGGGUCACAUCUGUGAGUUCAUGUGCUUCAUCCCCGCACAGUACAAGCAGGAGGGGAGAAAGGACUUCCGGUUACUCCUGGCUAGCCCCAGCUCCUGCUACAAACUGUUCAAGGAGAAACAGAAGGAGGGCUAUGGAGACAUGCCUCUGUUUGAAGAGGUUAGAAAAGAUCAGCUCAUUUCUAAUGGGAGGGAGGCCAGUACCAUCAACCAACUUCUGGCUGAUGAAAACAUGAGAAAGCAGAACGACUAUGUGGAGAACUGCAUUAAUCUGAAUCGUGACAUCCUGAAAAGGGAGCUGGGCCUGGUGGAGAAGGACAUCAUCGACAUCCCACAGCUCUUCUGCCUGGAGCAGCUCACCAACGUCCCCUCCAGUGAGCAGACCCAGAAGCUCUUCGCCAGGCCCUACUUCCCGGACCUGCUGCAGAUAAUCGUGAUGGGCACAAACCUGGGCAUCCCCAAGCCUUUCGGGCCCCGGAUCAAUGGCACCUGCUGCCUGGAGGAAAAGGUCUGCCAGCUGCUGGAGCCCCUGGGAUUCCAAUGCACCUUCAUCGAUGAUUUCGACUGCUACUUGACUGAAAUUGGAGACUUCUGCUCCUGUGCCAACAUCCGCCGGGUGCCUUUUGCCUUCAAAUGGUGGAGGAUGGUGCCCUAGACCCCAGCCCCACGCCAGCAUGAAUGGUCCAUGAUCACCAUUUAACAGCAUCCAAUUCUUGCCCUGUUCGGGGGCCCUGGAGAGUCAGGGUGCUACACCCCUCCCUCAUCCUGUUCAC
Camelus dromedarius (Arabian camel) is the source of this 2200-nucleotide messenger RNA. It is a transcript of the gene PADI6, whose product is annotated as peptidyl arginine deiminase 6. The record is from RefSeq and is a predicted model, not a curated record. The transcript has 16 exons. Lineage: Eukaryota; Metazoa; Chordata; Mammalia; Artiodactyla; Camelidae. Gene Ontology annotation, molecular function: protein-arginine deiminase activity; calcium ion binding. The coding region runs from base 19 to 2082 and encodes 687 amino acids. Gene Ontology annotation, cellular component: cytoplasm; nucleus.